AUGAAGCCCCACACACUAGCGUCAAACCUAAUUGCAGCGGCUCGUCUGGGUGAUAUUGGUGCACUGAAGAAUGCGCUACCGAACGAGGUCGGAAAGCUGGGCCCAGACGGCCUUUCUGCGCUCCACGUGGCCAUCUUGGCUAAUCACGAGGAAUGCUGCUUUCUACUCGCCCCUUAUGAGGCUCUUAUAUGUACUAAAGAUGGCGUGAGUCCUCUUGUGCUUGCCAUCCGGGUGGGGAACGAGAUUUUGGUAGAAAUGUUGUUAGAAUUUUGUGAGGACACAGAAACGCAAGGUACGCUUUCGUUGCUGGAUGAGGCUGUUCUCUGUGAUAAUUUGGGCAUACUCAGGCUGCUUCUUACUCGAGACUUUACAAUGGAGCAAGUUCUGCAAGCGUUGAGAACCGCACAUAAAGGGACUUCUUACGACAGUGUGCAUACAAUACUAUCUGACUACCUACUCACACACUGGGGAGAUGCUCACACUGCUAAGAAUAAAACCCUCCGCGUGCCACCUGAACCCAAUGCCAAGGUCAAUCAUACGACAUCUACAAAAGAGGUAAUGAGAAACACAGCCCCGCUGAGUAUUUCUCAGCUACAGCAGAAUCUACCGGAGGAAUCUGUCGCUGCAACAUCGCAGACAGACAUGGGGCAUUCGGACACGAAUCGCACAGUCACCAAAACCGCCGAAAGAUCAAGCGCUCCCCAUUUACCAACAGAGGAGAGCUUGAGAAAAAUGUCAAAGGAACAUUUAAUAGGCCUUUGCCAACAGUUGCAAGAAGAGCUCAAGGUCACUACCAUGGAAGCUGACCGGUUGGAACGGAUCCUGGCCGAAGUUAACAAUGCAGAAACAAGCAUGCUGCAAGCUUCUCGCGCACUAUUGUCUCCGGUUAGAUCGGCUGCUCAGCCAAGUCCUCAAACUAAGACAACCGGGACAAGUCCGGUACCCGGGGCAAAGGAUGUCGGAGAAGCAGAGCUAGUGUCACUAGAGUCUUACAAGCAAUUGCAAAAUGUUCUAAUGGAUCUGCAGAUCACAUUCGAAGGAAUGCAGAGAAGAAUGACUGAGGUUGAACUGGCAUACACACAAGAAAAAAGAAACUCAAGGGAGCUAAGGGAGAAAUUGAGAGAGAGGUUGAAGGACAAGCCUAUCAGCGCGCAGCCCCACAAUAUCUUGGUUCAGAGACGGCCAACUAGUGCCCAGGCCUCUCAUGCAACGCAAUCAUCACACGCAUCGCAGCUUCGAGCAAGCUCUCUUAAGAAGGGACUUCCUACCCCAACAUCCAUCGCCAUUCGUUUAGCAGCGCCAACCGCUGCGAGAUCGAAAGAGUCAGAAAUAGAGAGACUGAGGAUGGAAAUCAUAUCAAAGAACACGGAAAUACUCAGUAUCCAGGCACAAAUACACAGCCUGGAGCAUGCGUCACUGCAUACCUAUGGAGCCGUGCAAGAUAAGAAUCUUAUCAUAGAGGCCAGAGAGCGCUUAGAGAGAGCUAAGCACCGUUCGCGCGUCGCACAAGUGCAGUUGGAUAAGCUGCUUAUGAGCAGCAGUCAUGCAACCCCACAACGACUUAGGGCUCAUGCGUGA
This is a messenger RNA of Giardia duodenalis, 1578 nucleotides long. RefSeq lists its product as uncharacterized. Gene Ontology annotation, molecular function: protein binding. NCBI's taxonomy places the organism in Eukaryota, Fornicata, Diplomonadida, Hexamitidae. The record is from RefSeq and is a predicted model, not a curated record. The transcript has a single exon. The coding region runs from base 1 to 1578 and encodes 525 amino acids.